CGACGCCUUUGCGUUCCGGACGGACGCGAAGGUUCCGGUUCAGCACCGGCUUAAGCACCGUCGCCGCGCCCAGCUUAGUAUUUACCAAACCGUCACAGCACACUCUCCGAACGAAGUUAAGGAUUGAUAAUAUGACAUCGCUCUAACGUCACAAGAUUCCUUUCUGUAGAAUAUCCAGCCAGCGAUAACACUUUUACUGCCCAGUCCAGCUCUUUGAUGUUUGGGUCCGAGCAGCUCAUCAAGAUGUGCACACCUGACCCCCUCUUUUUUUCCCACUCCGCUUUAAGUCUUGAGAAAGCGUGGUUGUAUGUCCAGCCAAAUGUCCGGUUAUUUGUCUACUAAAAUUUUGACAUCUAGAUGUCUUGAUUGGAUUCUGUUUUCUGCCAGUUAAGGAAUUAAAAGGCAGUAAAAACCUCCAGCCAGGCAGGUAGCAGCGGAGGAGGAGGGAGCGACGACUAAGCACAGCUAAUGAAUGAGAAGAUAGAAUUAGCUAAUGAGGAAAGGUUUUCUAGGGGUGAGAAAACAUGAGCGGGCACACAGAAAAAACCCUCUGCAAAGUGGAAGACGAUUUCAGGAACCCUCAAAUCCAUUCCCUUGGGGGUUUAAGGGACUGAGGAUUUGGUCACACAAAGUGCCUGGUAUGGGUCCUCAACUUUGCCCUAAGCAUGCCCAGAUCCAGCUUUGAACUUGUGUAGUAGCACAGCAGACCCAUCAGUGGGUGGCUCUCUUGGUAGAAGAGAAGUAGAAAAGCCUUUUUAGGCUGCUGGGUUUUUGUUUCAGGUCUGCCAGGUCAGGAAGAAGCAGGCCAGAUUGGAAGUUCACUAUCUUUCUUAUGUAGUCUCAGCUCCUCUCCUGAGGAAUCUACUUAUCAGGAAGUCUAACUCCCAGUCUCUCUGUAUUGUUUGUCCCAGUGUCUCUGUAUUGGUUGUGAAUUGGUCGUUAAACCUGGAGACUCGAUGCAACUCAAAUAUGAGAACUUUUCUGCUUGCAGGUGCACGCUUCCAGUGUAAUCGAUUGAAGUCUUCUUUUACUCUUUGUGAUGUUCGAAGCCUCAUUAUCUUCUGUACUGAUGCCUGGACGUGUAGCAUUAGUUACUUCAAGCUUUGCCUUUGGUGUGCUUAAGUUAUGUGUGGAGUGAACAGAGAGAAACUGGGCAUUUUUUUCCUUUCUUUUUUUUUUUUCUUCUUCCCUUUCUUUUUGUAUAGACCCAGCUUUCAUGAAAGUCCCUCUACACACCAGGCUGGCCUUGAAUUCAGAGAUCCACCUGCCCUGCCUCCCAAGUGCUGACAUUACAGGCGUGUAGUACUGGUUCUGGAAGGUCUUUAUACUACAAUGCAAGCUUGUCUUUGCAGGACAUCUACUACUGAAGACUGCAUUCUUAGUUGUUUGUAAGACUUAAAUGGAAUUAAGCCAGAAAGGCAAAAUUGCUUUCUCAUUUUACUACUACAUUAUUGUGAUAGUUAACAGAAAUUUCUUUUUUUAAUAACGUUUUUCUUAUUUCUUAGAGAAUUUCAUACAGUGUAUUUUGAUAACCACUACUCACCUUAAUUCUUCUCAGCUCUACCCUGACUUCCCUCACCCCCUCUUUUUUUUUUUUUUUUAAGUUAUCAAGUCCCAUUUUGUGCUGCCCCAUUUAUUCAUGGAUGUGUGGCCAUCCAGGAGAUUGGUUGACUUACCAGGGGCCAUACCCUUAAGAAAGCUAGCGGGAAUUACCAAUUCCACAUUUCCUUUUACACACACCUUCCUUCUUCAGAUGCCCUUAACUGGUCAUAGCUCCUCUGGGGUAGGGUACCCCCACCCCUCGAACUCUUCGGGCUCCAUGCUGGAGUGUUGACUGACUUGAUCUUGCACAGGUCUUGUGCAGCCAACCAUAGCCGUGACUUUAUGAGGGCAGUGUUCCUGCAAUACCCAGAAGACACUGUCUCUCAGUUUCUGCCCCAGCCCCAGGCUCUUCCCAUUCCGUGAGCCUUGGGGGUGGGAGAAGGGUGUUGAUGUGGCAUCCCGUUUGUGGCGGAGCACUCCCCUGACAUUUUCUAAUAGAAAAUUCUGCAUAGAUGGUAGAAUGAUAUUACAGUCUCUUUCAUUUCCACCACCACUCCUGAUACAAAGGCUAGCAAACACAGGAGACUUCCUUUCUAUUGUUUAGCCUCUAAUGGGCUUAUUUCAUAAGUUUCAGGAACAAUUAGUAAUAGGUAUGUGGUUGGUACAUAAGCUUCUUAUUCUUUUUCAUUUGUACAUGUCAGCCCCAGAACCCUGUGUCCACCAUAGCGAGUUAAUCUCUGUUUUUUAUGGGUUAGAAGACUUUCCGACCUCAGCUGAAAGCUCAGCAUGCCCAUGUUCCAGUCUUAGCAUUACUGUAUCCCUCGCACCUUUCUCUGGCCAGUUUCUCAUCUGUAAAAUGGGCUUUCAGUUUCCACAGAGUUCAGAACAUGAAGUUACCAAUUCCACAUUUCCUCUUACACAUACCUUUGGAAGUUUAAUUUUGUUUUUUAAAAUAUUGGGUCACUGAAUAAUUCUGAAUAGUACUGACUGCUUUCACGGGGUCCAGUGGGUAAAGAUGCUUGCCACCCAAGCCUGAUAACCUCAGUUCAAUCCCUGGGAUGCAUGUAAAGCUGAAGGAGAGAAUCACUCCACAGAGCCAUUCUCUGGCCUCUGCACAUACAGGGUAGCUCCUAGUGCAUAUGGUAGCACCUCACACACAUACAAUUAAUACAAAUUAAAAGAAGAAAUAUUAUGUUUAAAAAUAUCAAUACUUUAACAAUGAAAGUCAAUGGUAUUAGUCUCUCUCUCUUUCUCUCUCUCUCUCUCUCUCUCUCUCUCUCUCUCUCUCGCUCUCGCUCUCUCUGUCUGUCUGUCUGUCUGUCUCAAGAUUUCUUCUAAAUACAUAUGGGUGUUUGCAUACAUGUAUAUCUGUGGGCCAGAUGCAUGCAUUGCCCAUAGAGGCCAGGAGAGGGCAUUAAAUUCUCUGGAAUUGGAGUUUGUUUGGAACCAUACAGUAAUACAUACAUUGGAGAUGUUUGUGAACCACAGUGUAGAUGCUAGGAAUCAAAUCUGGGCCCUUUGGAAGAGCAACAAGUGCUCUUAACUGUUGAGCCAUCUCUUUAGCCCUUGCCUGUGACUUUAAACAAAAUGUCGGCCUUCAUGGAAAGUAAUAUUUUAGAAUUUGUCUUAAUGAACUCUAACGUAAGAUUAUCCAAGGGUAAGACUUUAUAACAAUGCUUUGAAACCAGAAGGAAUGACUAAUGAAGGUUUUGCUCAAGUCCGGAGGUGUGUUUCCUUCAGCUGGCGUCCUAAUCUCCCUGCUUCAGCCUCCCAUUCGUGAGCCUUGAACAGUGGGGUUAGUGGCCUUCAGAGUGUCCUUGUUUCCAUCUUUCUUAGAGCUGACAAAACAGAAAAUUUCUAAGUUACAACAGUUCUUCCCUACCAGUAUGAAGUCUAAACAGCAGGACCAUGAGGGUGUGCGGUGGUACACACUUUGAUCCCAGCACUCAGGAGGCAGAGGCCAGCCUGCUCAACAUAGUGAGUUCCAGGCCAGCCAACGUUACAUGCAAAUGUAGCCCCGAGGAUUUGGCCACCGCAUAUAACAACAGGGGGCAAACCAAGUACUUCAGUGUUGAUUUUUAUGAAGCCAUGGACGACUACACAUCUGCCAUAGAAAUCCUGCCUAGCUUUGAAGUUCCCUAUUAUAACAGAGGCUUGAUACGCUACAGGCUGGGGUAUUUUGACGAAGCUUUGGAAGAUUUCAAGAAGGCAUUAGACCUCAAUCCUGGAUUUCAAGAUGCUGUUUUGAGCUUAAAACAGACCAUUUUAGACAAAGAAGAAAAGCAAAGAAGAAAUGCAGAGAAAAGUUAUUGAAACCUUUAGCUUAUUGAGAUUUUAACUCGAGAUCCUUAAAUCUGCAUUUGAUUGGCUCUAAGAUAGGCAUGGAACUAUUUUGGUUAUAUGUAAGAGACUGAAUAUUAGAAGUGAAAGUAAAAUAAUGUGCUUAUUAAUUUCAAGAAAGAUCAUGUUUGAUAGAUCUCUUAAUAGAAUAAAUAAAUAAUAUCAAUGUAUUAAUGUGUGCUAUUACAGCAAAAUAUUUAAAUCAAUAUGUAUUAUUUUUAGUAAAGGUUUUAUUUUUACCUCA
Mastomys coucha (southern multimammate mouse) is the source of this 4126-nucleotide messenger RNA. RefSeq names its product tetratricopeptide repeat domain 32 (gene Ttc32). The transcript is spliced from 3 exons. Bases 3451 to 3855 code for a protein of 134 amino acids. Lineage: Eukaryota; Metazoa; Chordata; Mammalia; Rodentia; Muridae. Gene Ontology annotation, molecular function: protein binding. The record is from RefSeq and is a predicted model, not a curated record.